AUGAGAGCACGGAUCAAAACUUCCUCUCCUCCAGUCGGUUCGUUCUUUCUUGGGAUUCUUGCUUAUGAUACGGGAUAGGGAUCCAGAAGUUUGGUUAAAUUCCAGAAAGUACAGAAGUUGGCCAAAGACAACUCUACAGAAUUUUUGCAAUGGGCAGUGCCUAGGCCAGCAAAUUCCAAAAAAGCUUCAUGUAUUCUGCAAAACAGUGCUUUGCAUUUUGCACAGAAGUACCUUUGCACUUUUUUUCGUCUGUACAUAGGCACUGCAUUUUGCACGAUUUCAGUAGUAGACUAAGCUUAAAAUUUAAAAAGCUUUCGAACAGUAACCCUGAAAUGAGAAGUGGGCCUAAAACCUGGGUGGUAUGAAAAAAAGACCAGCGAAAAUUUCAAACGGCGACUUUUCCCAUUUUUUCAUAUCGCUAGGGAACUUUCCGACGGCCAUUUUCCAACUUUUUUUCUCGAUAAAAUCUUAGUUUUAAAUCUUCCUAUAUAAAGUAGGUAGUUGGUUCAUGAUUAGAACACAAAGAAAUAGAAAAAAAAAUGUUUAUAGAUGUUUUAUAAACCGAAAAACAUAAGGGAAAAAUGUCGGAAAGGUGGCCGUCGGAAAGUUCCCUAGCGAUACGAAAAAUCGAAAAAGUCGCCGUUUGAAUUUUCGCUGGUGUUUUUUCCUUACCACCAAAACCUGAGCAACGCUGGAAAUUAUUCAGUGGAAAGUGAUAAAAUUUCAAUCAAGUGCUAAUAAUAUUCUUUAAGGAUUAGAUUCCAACGUUUUUCAAGUUUUUCUUUUCAAUUUUCAAGACAAAACUUGUUUCAGAAGCGGCUAUCUUUUUGUUGUUCGCUAUUUUCCUGACCAGCCAAACAACCGCUCAAGAAUGUUUUUUCUUUUUUGCUUUUUUCCUCUAGUAUCGUUCUUUCAGCGUGCUGCGUUACGCCUAUUUUUGGCUUUGGGAAGGAUAGUUUUGAUGGCGGGUGCACGAAGUGCAUAAAAGGAGAAUUCAUCGUCAAACAACAGACUUAUGUAGCAGGCACUGCUCUAGGGGUAUCAGCAUAUUUGCUUUCUGCCUCUCGCAUAGUUUUGGAAGACAAUGUGGGAAUUGCGAUUUUCGAAAAGUUGCAUACUUUAUAUUUCAACGCCACCGACUUCAAAUCCUUUCCAGGUUUUUACUAUUUGGUAUCAUCGCUGUAGUAUUUUUGAACUAAAAAGUGAGUUCACGAGCGUGUGAUUCUGAAAAGUAAAUCUCGGUAAUGUAUAAGGUGUUUACGCGCCUAUGAAAACAGGAUACAAAAGUUCUCAUAUAGUCUGUGGGCCACGACUUGAAGUUUCACCAAACGACAUUCCGCUGUUCCGCCCUUUGUGAGCCUUGGUCGUGCUUCUAAUUUUUUUUUCUUACAUCAAGGUACUCUACUUUCCACAGCAACAACAAACAAUUGAAAGCGUAAACCUAGAUUCGAAAGACGCUUCGCGAACGCACGCAGCGGAACAGCGGAAUGUCGUUCAGUAAAAUUUCAAGUCGUGGCACUCAGAUUAUACUACGUAUUAAUAUGCUUUUUGUUCAUUUCUCUCAAAUUCCCAAUGUCAUUCUUGAAGCAUGAAAAGACAUUUUCAGAGCCGUUGAUUCGUGUCCGAAGAUCCGAAGUUGCUGACAAUGCGUUCAGUCAGCUAAAAAACAUAACCAUCUUCCCAAUGGAUCCUUAUUGUCAGAAGGGGACAUUUCUGGAUAUAGACAACAUGAAACAGAAACCUUGGGAUCAUUUGAGAAAGUUGGAAAAGGUUAAACAUGUAGAAAAAAAAGCUACGAUUUUCAUUUGAAAUAAAACACACUUUUUCAGGAUUUGCUGGCAUCGUGCCCUAAACCAACCACGCAGGCCCCAACUCCGGCUCCAGCUCCAAAUGUGCCACCGAGUUCCGCACCAAGUUCGCCACAAAGCUCCGGACCACUUUCCAAGCCGAUUUCGACGCAAAGUUCGUCUUGCCCACCAGUGCCUGAGUGCCCAUCAAUUCCAUCGGCUGAAAAAGCUUCUG
Messenger RNA from Caenorhabditis auriculariae, 2022 nucleotides. Lineage: Eukaryota; Metazoa; Nematoda; Chromadorea; Rhabditida; Rhabditidae. The record is from the annotation of a GenBank genome assembly.